UGUUGCAGCUCGACAGUGAUGACCUCCUGGAUAAUCCCGGGGAGGCCCAAAGUGCCUUCUAUGAAGGUCCUGGGCUCCAUGUGCAAGAAGCUUCUGGCAACCACCUAAACCCGGAGCCGAGCCAGCCCGCCCCCAGCGUGGACCUAGACUUCCUAGAAGAUGACAUCCUGGGCUCGCCUGCGGCAGGAGGUGGUGGCGGGGGCGGCGGAGGCGCCGACCAGCCCUGCGACAUCCUCCAGCAGAGUCUCCAAGAGGCCAACAUCACUGAGCAGACGCUGGAGGCCGAGGCUGAGCUGGACCUAGGCCCCUUCCAGCUGCCCACUCUACAGCCUGCAGAUGGCGGGGCAGGCCCGGCGGGCGCUGGAGGGGCGGCCGCUGUGGCUGCGGGGCCGCAGGCCCUCUUCCCAGGCAGCACUGACUUGCUGGGGCUACAGGCACCCCCAGCUGUGCUGACCCACCAGGCCCUGGUACCACCCCAGGAUGUGGUCAACAAGGCCCUGAGUGUCCAGCCCUUCUUGCAGCCCGUGGGCCUGGGCAACGUGACCCUGCAGCCCAUCCCAGGCCUCCAGGGCCUGCCCAACGGCAGCCCUGGGGGUGCCACGGCGGCCACCCUUGGCCUCGCGCCCAUUCAAGUGGUGGGCCAGCCCGUCAUGGCACUCAACCCGCCCACCUCCCAGCUCCUGGCCAAGCAGGUGCCUGUCAGCGGCUACCGCUGGCGGUGGCCCCAGGCCUCGGCACGUCACCGUUGGUCCCUGCGCCUAAUGUGAUCCUGCAUCGCACACCCACGCCCAUCCAGCCCAAGCCUGCUGGCGUGCUGCCCCCCAAGCUCUACCAGCUGACGCCCAAACCGUUCGCCCCUGCGAGCGCCACGCUCACCAUCCAGGGCGAGGCCGGGGGACUCCCACAGCAGCCCAAGGCCCCCCAGAACCUGACUUUCAUGGCCGCGGGCAAGGCAGGGCAGAAUGUGGUCCUGUCCGGCUUCCCGGCGCCCGCCUUGCAGGCCAACGUCUUCAAGCAGCCGCCUGCCACCACCCCCGGGGCGGCCCCGCCCCCGCCCCCGGGGGCCCUGAGCAAGCCCAUGAGUGUCCACCUCUUGAAUCAAGGCAGCAGCAUCGUCAUCCCCGCCCAGCACAUGUUGCCCGGCCAGAACCAGUUCCUGCUGCCCAGCGCGCCCGCGGUCCAGCUUCCCCAGCCGAUCUCUGCCCUGCCGGCCAAUGUAGGUGGCCAGAUCCUGGCAGCUGCGGCUCCCCACGCCGGUGGACAGCUCAUCGCAAACCCCAUCCUCACCAACCAGAACCUGGCGGGCCCACUGAGCCUGGGCCCCGUGCUGGCCCCCCACUCCGGGGCCCACAGCGCCGCUCACAUCCUCUCAGCGGCCCCCAUCCAGGUGGGCCAGCCGGCCCUCUUCCAGAUGCCAGUGUCGCUGGCCGCAGGCAGCCUGCCCCUGGGCCUGCAGCAGCCACAGGCACAGCAGCCCCCUCAGGCCCCCACCCCCCAGGCCGCAGCCCCGCCGCAGGCCACCACUCCCCAGCCCAGCCCAGGCCUGGCAUCCAGCCCGGAGAAGAUCGUCCUGGGGCAGCCGCCCGCUGCCGCCACCACGGCCAUCCUCACUCAGGACUCCCUGCAGAUGUUCCUGCCCCAGGAGAGGAGCCAGCAGCCCCUCUCCGCAGAGGGUCCCCACCUCUCCGUGCCCGCCUCCGUCAUAGUCAGCGCCCCGCCUCCCGCCCAAGACCCAGCCCCGGCCACCCCCGUCGCCAAAGGAGCUGGCCUCGGCCCUCAGGCCCCCGGCAGCCAGGCUUCGCCGGCUCCGGCCCCCCAGGUAGACGAAACCCCAGCA
Messenger RNA from Tupaia belangeri chinensis (Chinese tree shrew), 1837 nucleotides. It is a transcript of the gene BICRA, whose product is annotated as BRD4 interacting chromatin remodeling complex associated protein. The record is from RefSeq and is a predicted model, not a curated record. Gene Ontology annotation, cellular component: SWI/SNF complex. Gene Ontology annotation, biological process: positive regulation of DNA-templated transcription. NCBI's taxonomy places the organism in Eukaryota, Metazoa, Chordata, Mammalia, Scandentia, Tupaiidae.